This is a messenger RNA of Rangifer tarandus platyrhynchus (Svalbard reindeer), 384 nucleotides long. NCBI's taxonomy places the organism in Eukaryota, Metazoa, Chordata, Mammalia, Artiodactyla, Cervidae. The record is from the annotation of a GenBank genome assembly.
AUGUCUGGAAUGUUUCUCCAAGGCAGCAACUUCAUUUUAAAUUCCCACUGGCAACGUAUGAGGGUUCAGUGUCUCCACAUCCUCACCAACACUUUGUUGUCUGACUUUUUGAUUCUAGCCAUUUUUGUGGGUGUGAAAUGGCAAGUCAUUAUGGUUUUGAUUUACAUUUCCCUAAGGACUGAUGAUUUGAGCAUCUUUUCAAGUGCUUUUGGACUUGCCGUUCAUAUUCUUUGGAGAGAGGUCUCCGUAUCCUUUGCCUGUUUUAGAAUUGUGUUCGGGUGCAAAAGCAGUUUAUUGGAGGAAGAGGAGCAUCUUCAGCAAAUGACACCGGCACCAUUGGACAUGCACCGCAACAAAAGAACUUCAGCCUCACACCUGUUAUAA